This is a messenger RNA of Rhipicephalus sanguineus (brown dog tick), 913 nucleotides long. Its product is annotated as GTP-binding protein Rhes-like. Lineage: Eukaryota; Metazoa; Arthropoda; Arachnida; Ixodida; Ixodidae. The coding region runs from base 1 to 705 and encodes 234 amino acids. The transcript has 2 exons. Gene Ontology annotation, molecular function: GTP binding; GTPase activity. The record is from RefSeq and is a predicted model, not a curated record.
AUGCCUAGCACGGGCCACGCGCCAUCUCUGUCUGCGCUCCAGCCCGCGCUUGAUGAAGCCCACAACAAUCACCACCACCCUGCAAAGGACCAGUACCGCGUCGUGGUACUCGGAGCAGCUCGAGUGGGCAAAACAGCCAUUGUGCACCAAUUCCUGUACGAUGAGUUCCCCGUCGACUACUUUGCCACUGUGGAAGAGUUCCACACGGGCGAGUUCGAAAUUAGCGGGGCCUCGCUGACCCUGGACAUCGUGGACACGAGCGGCAGCUACCCGUUCCCCGCCAUGAGGCGGCUAGCCAUCACCACGGCCGACGCGUUCGUUCUCGUCUACGCCAUUGACGACCCGGAGUCGUUUGAAGAGGCUCGCCGCAUCCACGACCAGAUCGUGGAGCUUCACUCGGCCAAGGCACCCGUGGUCGUGGUUGGCAACAAGUGCGAGCUCCCCUCAGCGAUGCGUCGCGUCCGACGAGAAGUCGCCGAGACUAUCAUCUCCAUCGACUGGGAGCAUGGUUUCGUAGAGUCCUCAGCCAAAGAGAACAUCAACGUGUUCGAGAUCUUCAAGGAACUCCUAGUCCAGGCCAAGGUGCCGUGCGACGUCAACCCGGCCCUCGUGAACAAGAGGCGUCGCUCGCUUCCCGUUUACCCGACAAGCCCGAGCAUCAAGGACAAGACGCUGCUGAAGAGGAACAGCUGCGCUGUUUCGUAGCUGCAUGGUGGCCUUCCUUAUUAUUACAUGAACUUCUGCAUACUUGCCGGUGCCCGUAGAGAGGAUGAUGCUCAGCGGCCUGCGUACUUGUUGGGAACUCGGCGGAUGAACUUGCAGUGAAAUGCAUUACAUUGGUGUGUUCAGGGCGAACGUGUCAUCUUCGACCGAAUGACUAUGAACUAUAGAGCAAGCCUGCAGGAAAGACAAA